Cryptotermes secundus is the source of this 4166-nucleotide messenger RNA. RefSeq names its product RUN and FYVE domain-containing protein 2. Gene Ontology annotation, molecular function: metal ion binding. The coding region runs from base 601 to 2571 and encodes 656 amino acids. The record is from RefSeq and is a predicted model, not a curated record. Gene Ontology annotation, cellular component: cytoplasm. The transcript is spliced from 11 exons. NCBI's taxonomy places the organism in Eukaryota, Metazoa, Arthropoda, Insecta, Blattodea, Kalotermitidae.
UGGUGCCAUCUGAAGUGGUAUGUUGUGGGAAAUCAAUAACAGUGGGACUUGUAUUUUAAGGAUAGUGACCAUGAAUAUCAGUAUUCCUUUCCUGAAUUGUGAUGGUUUGAUUAAUUUGCUUUUGGUAUUAAGAAUGAGUAUUACAGUUUGUGUCUUCAGAAAGUCAGAGAUUAGAAUUGGCAGCAUUUUUCUAACAUGUGAAUGACAUUAAGUAAGAGGCUGCCUAUUCUUGAAACAGUUUAUAUUCUUUUGUUGAUAUGAGGAGAUUGGUAUGAUAAAGUAUCUGUUAGUAUAUAACAGUUUCAUCUUACUUGCUAAAAAAUGCACAUUAAUGAGAUGUCAGCAUUGAACAGGCUUGUGGUUCCGGUUCCUAAGUGUAUAUUAAAGUGGGUGGAUUGUGAAGUUUGAAUAGCUUAUUGCCUUUUCCUGAAAGUAAUAUAUGAAGAAUUUCAUCUUUCACUAAUUUUGCUAUAUAUUUAAGUAUUACAGUAUUGUUGUUAUUCUUAAACGAACUGAAAUUAGAACUUCUAAAGUCUUUCACCAUAAUUACUAACGUUAGAAGCAAUUAUAACCGUUGCUUGCAACGGAGAACCUGCUAGAAUGAUUGAUCAAGAUAUGGCAGGUGCACAAGACACCAUCUAUCUGUGCAACUUUCGUGUGUCUGUUGAUGGUGAAUGGCUCUGCUUGAAAGAAUUGCAAGAUGUGGAAUUCACAGUCCCAGAAUCUUCUUCUCAGCCAUCAACUCCAUCCCCUGAUGAACAUCUGCCAUUACUUGCUCGAGACCCUGUAAUGAUUGAAAGAAGCAAUUUAGUUAACAUAUCAAAACUAAUAGUGAAGGAGCUCAUAGAAACAUCACUCAAGUAUGGUCGAAUGUUGGAUUCUGACAGUAUGCCUCUGCAGCAUUUCUUUAUAGUUCUCGAACAUGUGUUAAGGCAUGGAUUGAAACCAAAGAAGGGUCUGCUUGGACCCAAGAAGGAACUCUGGGAUAUCUUACAAUUUGUUGAAAAAUAUACCAUUGAAGCACAAGAUAUUACAUCAAGUGUUAGAGAUCUUCCAACUGUUAGGACCCAUAUGGGCAGAGCUCGAGCCUGGUUGAGACUAGCUCUGAUGCAGAAGAAAUUGGCUGAUUAUUUGAAGAUACUGAUUGAUCAUAAAGAAGAUCUGUUGUCUGAAUACUUUGAACCAGAUGCCCUCAUGAUGAGUGAUGAAGCCAUUGUAAUCAUGGGACUGCUGGUGGGACUUAAUGUAAUAGACUGUAACCUUUGUGUGAAGGAGGAAGACUUGGACUGCCAGCAGGGUGUAAUAGAUUUCUCACUGUACUUGCGGUCCAGUAACCAGUGUAGUGAAUCUUCAGAAGAUGACUUGGAUCAUGACAACAUGACCACUGUCCUUGAUCAAAAGAAUUAUAUUGAGGAGCUCAAUAGGCAUCUCAAUGCUACUGUUACAAAUCUCCAGGCAAAGGUUGAAACAUUAACAACUACUAAUGCGCUUAUGAAGGAAGAUUUGGCAAUUGCUAAAAAUAACAUCCUGUCUUUAUAUGAUGAGAACACUAACUUGAAGAAGGAACUUGGUUUGGAUGUAAAUGCAGACAGAAUAGAUGAGGGAGGGGGUGGUGGAGAAACAGGACAGACCAAAAAAUCCGAAACAAACUCAGAAGUGGAAGAACUGAAAGUGCAGUUAGAGAAUGAGAGGAGGCAAAGACAGGAGACUGAAAAAGAACUCAGUCUUCAGAUAAGUUUGAAGGCAGAAAUGGAAGUGGCAAUGAAACUAUUAGAAAAAGAUAUUCAUGAGAAACAAGAUACAAUCGUAUCAUUGCGAAGGCAGCUGGAUGAUAUCAAACUCAUCAAUCUGGAAAUGUACAAGAAACUUCAGGAGUGUGAGAGCUCGCUUAAACACAAAACUGAACUAAUCACCAAACUGGAGGCUAAAACGUUUGCAAUGACUGACACUAUACAGAAAAUGGAUGAAAAAUGUGAAAUCAGGUACAAGCAGUGUGAAAAUGAUCGAAUAGCAGCUGAGGAAUCAUCUCGAAAACUUGGGCAGCAGGUUGCAGAAAAGGAGGUGCAGAAUUCUGGCAUUGAAGGUGAUCUUAGGAUAGAGAGAGAAUGGCGGACGUCUCUCCAAGAAACUGUGGUGAAGGACAGAGACAAGAUAUCUGAUCUUCACCAGGAGUUGGCACAACUGAAAUCAGUUGCAUCUAAAUAUGUGUCUUUGCAAGAGGAAUAUUACCAGUUGAAGGAGCAAUGGAUGGAACAAGAACAAACACUGGAAGAGCUUGGUAAUCAGCUGAGCAUAUCUAAGCUUCAAGUAGCAGACCUCAAAGAGGAAGCAACAAGGAAUGUUGCAAAGGUGGAAGGACAGUGGGCCUCAGAUAAGGAGGUGACUCACUGUAAAGGCUGUAACAAGGAGUUCAACAUCACACGAAGACGGCAUCAUUGUCGUAACUGUGGGGAAAUAUUCUGCAACGCAUGUUCAGACAAUACCAUGUCAUUGCCUUCGUCUGCCAAACCAGUUCGGGUGUGCGAUGACUGUCAUGUGUUCCUUGUUGGACGAUACUCAGUUGUGCAAUGAAGUGAAGUGAAGCAAAGCAUGACCUCACCAUGGAAUGAACUGUUUGUUUGAUAUUCAAUGAAGCUCAAGAUUUCCACCCAUGUGCAUAGCUAUUCAGAAAGCCAAAAUUAUAGCUCACAAUCUAGAAUCAUGCUUUACAGAAGUUUAACAUAUGCUUCUAUAUCAUACCUUUCACUCCAGUCUUAGUUCGAUUUCAUGUGUGCGUACCAAGAAAACGUGUAUUUGUCUUGAAAUAUAUGAUGUGUACAAACACGCACCUCUGCUAUUAUGUGCAGGAGAAUGGUUGCAUUUGUACAGCACAUAGUAAAAAAUAGAUUAUUAAAGGAGUGAUGGGUACUUAACAUUAAGUUUCAAAAUAAUGGAAUGCACUUUACAGAGCAUGCUUGUUUGUAUUAUGUACAAGUAAGUAUGUCAGUCAUUAUUAAUUUGGUAGCCUAAAGGAUGAGAGGGAAAACUGUGUCUUCUUAUGUGGGUUAUAUCCCUGGCUGUCAGAUUUAUGGAAGCAUAUGCCAAUUAUUGGAAAAUGAACCAGUGUUUAGCAUUGCCUUUUCAUGCAUUGUGCCAAUUUGAUACAGAAAAUAUUUUUUUAAGUUGGGUGAACUUCAAAUGCAACUCUGCAGUCAGACUACUGGUAUUUUAUAGUAAAUUAAUGAUUAAUAAUGAAAUAAUGAUAUUCAUUUUUGUGGAUGGUGCACCCCUGCUAUCUUGAUAUUCUUCUUUGUUAUUGUCUAAUAAUGGUUGAAACAAUGAGAAUUAUUGAUUCCACAACUUUGGAGAGCAUUUAUGAAUAUGUUAUUUGAGAGUAUAAGUUUACAUGAAUGUUAUGGGAACUGAAGUGAAUAUUGUAUGUUGGUCUCAUUAAGGAAAUUACAAGUCAUAAGAAGGAUAAAGUUCGUAUGAUUUCAAUAUAAGUGUACUAAAACUAUGGGAAAAGUGAGAUAGAAUUAUCCCAAGAUUUGAACAUAGAGGUUUGUUUUUCGCCCCAUUCUGAAGUAGAGCUUGUUUGGGAAUUGGUUAGUAAAUUAUUUCAUUGGUAUAUUUCAGUAGGAACAAUGAUAGACAUAUUUACAGUGUAAUUAAAUUAAGGACACUGGGAAAAAGUUUUUCAGCUCCAAGAAACCAAAGUAUCAACUGGUUCUUUUGACUUAUAUGUAGAAGAUAAUAGAUCAGAAACCAAGAAUGACCGUCCUGACUGAUAUUUUUGUCUCCUAUCCAAGUCUAUAAUGUGCUGUCACCUUCAUUGUCACAAUUGUUGUUGUAAAUGUUCUGCAAAGAUUCCUUCCCAUUCCUGCAAUAAUGAGGAUGGCAUUUUAUCAGUAUUAGAUGAAGAGAGUGGAGAUGUUUCAAACUGAGUUUGUGGGAGUAUUUAGAAUUUGUGACCUUUAGUUGUGUGUUGUUUAAGUUUAAAUUUUGAAGAAAGCAUCAAAUUUCAUUAUUAGUUUGUAGGCUGACAACCUUACCGCCAUCUUUGAGCCGAUUGUCAAGGUAAUGCAGGACCCUCUCAUCUCAUCUCAUUUAUUUACAUUCCAUAAAUCCACUACAUAUAGGAUAAGGAAUUAGUCAUUGAUAGUACAAAUAACACUACAUAGAAAUAA